AUGUCUCGUCGUAUGAAUGGUUCAAUCGGCCCACAUGAUGAGGGUUUCAGUGUGGUUGUUCGUGCUUUGAAUGAUGUUGCUCAAGCGAUGCAACAACAAGUGAAUUUUAAUCAUAAUGCACCUCCUCCUCCUCCACCACUUGAUCAACGAGCUUUGUUAGUUAUAAGGUUUAGUGAACAAAAGCAUGAUUCCUUCAAGGGUAGUCCUGAUCCACUGGUCGCUGAAGAUUGGAUAAAUAAGAUUGAGAAAAUAUUCACCCUAUUAGGCGUGAAUGACGAGGAUAAGCUGGAUCUUGCUGUUUUUAAGCUUGAGGGUGAGGCCACUCGCUGGUGGGAAUUGACUCGUCGUUCUAGGAAUGACGGUCUGUUUACCUGGGUGGAAUUUCGACUCGCCUUCCUAAAUAAGUACUUUCCACAAACUGCACGAAACCAACGCAUGAUCGAGUUUAUGCAGUUGACUCAGAGAAAUAUGACUGUAGCACAGUAUCAAGCCAAGUUUGAAGAACUUUCUCGUUUUGCUACUCAUCUGGUGGAGAAUGAAGAGCUGAAGGCUUUUAAGUUUCAGGAGGGACUUAGGCCUUCAAUUAAGGGUAGGUUGUCUAUUUUGAAGAUUACCUCUUAUAAUGAGAUAGUGGAAAGAGCGAUGAUUGUUGAGAGAGACAUUGAGGAGAGAAACCAACAACCCUUUGUACCUCAGGACCAACGUCAAGGUUAUCAGCAGAACCGUCCUCAGAACAAUCCACCACAAUACCAAGCUCGGCAGCCCCCUCAACAACCUAAGGCGUUCAAUAUUGCUCAUGUUGGUCAGGAUCCGGAUAACUCAGUUGUUGAAGGUACAUUCUUAGUUUACAAUUCUUGGGCUAAGAUAUUAUUUGAUACUGGUGCUACUCAUUCGUUUAUUGCUUCUUCGUUUACUUUGUCAUUGGGUUUGAAAACUGAAUUACUUGAUGGGCACCUAGGCAUAGCUAGUGCGGUAGGGGGUAGUGCACGUGUUGACCGCGUGGCACGAAUGUGUGUAGUACGUAGCUAA
This is a messenger RNA of Papaver somniferum (opium poppy), 1029 nucleotides long. RefSeq lists its product as uncharacterized. Gene Ontology annotation, biological process: proteolysis. NCBI's taxonomy places the organism in Eukaryota, Viridiplantae, Streptophyta, Magnoliopsida, Ranunculales, Papaveraceae. Bases 1 to 1029 code for a protein of 342 amino acids. The record is from RefSeq and is a predicted model, not a curated record. The transcript has 2 exons. Gene Ontology annotation, molecular function: aspartic-type endopeptidase activity.